AUGGACUCGCAACACUGGCCCACGGACGAAAGACAGCGCACGACACAACGAAAGGGCGGGCCUGAUUUGCAGGAUUCCGAUUUCUGGAGCUGGCCGCACCUUGACCACGGUUCACUUGGUCGGGCCACCUUGACGUCAAAGGCGGAUGGUCGACUGCAAUGGUCCAUCGUCGCAGAUACAACCCACAGACGUACAAUCGCGCCUAUCGGCCCGUCCACGAGAACAUUCCCUGAAACGCGUCCACCUGAAAUUAACGUGUGCGAGCAUUCCGUACGCAAACGCUCAGAAGGGGGGCUGCAAUAUCUGCGUACAUACUUUCCAGAUACCGACUUCCCCGGAGACCUCGUGCAAGAUGAGCUUACUGCGGCACCUGCAGGAGUGGACCCAUCCGAUCCUCUGAUGGGGAAUUUGCUCGAGUUACUGCCGUUCCGUCACUCGAACGAUGGAUAUGACGUGCUCUUUCCGAUGGGGUCUCUGGGCAGAGAACUGAACGUGUCGUCGCUGUCGCCGAGUCCUUCGGGCGGCUUCAUCUUCAGGGCUUCCGGUAUUCCCUCUUUCAUAUUCGAGACUCCAAUCCUGCACCUCUCUGGUUCAACUUCAUCGUCAAAAAGUGUCCCGUUGCCAUAUACCAUCGCUCUCGCCCGUACUUACACCUCAAUUUCACUGAUUAAGCUCUCCUCUUCUGAAGAUACCUCGUUGCAGGUCACAAGGGAUAUUGAACUUACUCGUUCCGACACCGGGGAUAUCCCAAUAGUAGAUUCUCGUAUUCUAGGGGCAGGACCGGAUAUAAUAUCAGUCAACCGCCUUGGACACGUUUACAAGUCUAAUGUAUACACAGCAGGCAAGGCCACUCAAGUUAACCCCGCAGACAAUUUCUGGCAACUGGGUGCAACGAGCAACAGGGACGGGUGCUUUCUUACUUCCAGUACCUGCGUAAAGUAUCUGGAUUUUAGAGAUGGACUGGUGACUUACCCCCCAGGACAGGAUAACCUCAGUCGUGUCACAACCUCAUCUGACAUUAUUUGGCUUGAUGAUCGUUUUCCUAAAAAGCCGGUUUUAAGCUUUAAACACCACAGGAGUUAUGAUAGGACACUUAAAACGCUCACCGUUCAACUCGGCUUUGGUCCCCUGGUCUUGUUAACCUCUCGGAAAAAUGGCCUAGUCACUGUCUAUGACGUCAGCAGAGGCACGGAUAACCUGGUACACUGCAACUCUCCACCUACUUGUCUGUCCUGGGACAGACCACUGUAUACGGCACAUACCGGGCAUACAGCCGUCGCGACACCUUGCAUGUCUAAGAUGUCGUUCCUCCGGUUGACUCACCAAGGUAGCAUUUAUCAGCAAGACAUCCAUAUCACCACUGGCAACCAAACGCAAGCCUUCAAGGAAGGGAAUCGUGUUGUUCGAGAAUGGGAUGCAGACGUCGAGAAGUUGGAUCGGCAAUCAAGAGACUUGCGCCCUGACCCAGGUCCCGUUGGGGGGAGGCACUUUACAGAGGUUAACUUCCGUGGCGUUUACGAAAGGAUAUUCUCGCUGAGAGACGAUGGCUCAGGUGAAGCCUUCCGUGACACGCUCGCACAACUCCCCGGUUUCUGGCAGCAGAUGGAAGAGCCUCUGGAAAUCAUGCUAACAACGUGGAUUGUUUCCCCGUUCGACCUAAUAGCUUACGAGAAGUCAAAGGUUCCGGCAAACUUCUUCACAGGCUGCACUGCGAAUGGCAACUCAGCCUUCCAAGCAGUUGCAAGAGGCGAUAUACCCAUCAAGGAACUAGCCAGUCUUGCCCCUUGGAGCUACAACAUUCUCGAAACAAUGCACCGCUUACCCUAUGAUAUCUCCGAGGACUGGUCAACAUUCAGAGAGCACCUGAAAAAGUUGCAGCUGGAAUCGGAUAGAGAGGGCGCAGGAAAUUCUCUACGGCUACAAACUGAAGCACAGGAGCAGCUCGUCGUCGAUUUAGCGUUAUCGUGUGACGUAUUUUCACCUCGUCCUAUUACCAAGCCCCAUCCCACAGAAAUUGGAUUUGGAACAAUUUCCGAAGAAAACAGACGCACUGGAGUCACGGACGAGCCUCCCGACGUCGAAUUCAGUUUUUUUCAUCCUAUUCGCAAGAUUGGUGCCAACCAUUACGUCGCUGCAGAGAAGACCAGCCCGGCGCUCACUGAAGACGACACCAAGGUCUCUUGUCCAAUGGGAGUGCGGCUUUUACUGGCUGAGUGGGAGGUAGGAUCCGACGUCAAGAACUAUACAUACCGCGACCCGCAUUACGCACUUCCCCCGCCUACACAAAGCAUGGUGGUACCGUCGCAGCAUCCGCCAACUGUUGUGGCCACCGGAACACGACCACAAUGGGAAGUAACUGGCACGCAGGUUGCCCAUGCUGCAAAGCAGAGCUACUCUCAAGAGACAACCUCUUACCCUAAGCUUGAUACUUUUUCGCAGGACCCCAUUCAGACUAGUACACAAGUUCUCUCAGGGCCGUACGGCGGGCGGUUAAUGGUAGGGAAGAGACCCACCAAGAAGCGAAUUGGGGGCUCUUCUUCCUGGUUCCUGUCAAAGUCACAAAACCCGCGCCUGCAUCAUCGUCCGGCAAGUUCUCAUCGACGACGAGUAUCGCACGAAACCGGGAUUUGUGGCUGGUCCAGUGAAGAAGGCUCUAUGGACGGUGUUAGUAGUACGCCCCAAAAUCCUUGGUUCGACAAUGCUGCCUUUAACGAUACUUUGCGACGAAAUAAGUCCGUAGUAUGUGCGCUCUCAGCAAGCUACAUAUCUUCAGUUCGCAGGCUUGACUCCUUGAAGUCGCGAUUGCAGACCACCAAGACACGGAUAUCCCUGUUAAAAUUAGCGGGGCUUGUAUAUCGCGAGGAGGGCUUGAUUGGUUUUUAUCGGGGACUCUGGAUCCCUCUGGUGACGAUAUCCUUCGUACCUGCCUCCUUCACGAUUUACAGUGAUACAAAGGAGUAUUGCCGCAGGAAGAACUAUUUUUCUGGUGACAGCAUGUACGAUGCUGCCUUCGCCGGGGGUAUAAGCGGUGCCCUAUCGGGCUCGUUGAUCUCGUUCGGGAGCGCACUUCGCAGACCUUGUCCAAUUGGUUUGCAAAAGGUCCGCCGGCAAUUGGAAUACAGCAUCGCCGCAACAAAGGGUAUCCAGUUAAUCAAACCGCCAAAUACCAUCGAAGCAGUCCGUGAUAUCGUCAGGAUGCAUGGCGUGUCCGGUCUUUACCUCGGUUUCCGGUUGCACUUUCUACGGGACACAUCCGGAACUGCUUUAUAUUUCUUCGAGUAUGACGCUAUGAGGCACUUACUGGGUCGGGAGCGUUCUGGAGAGCAGGGUCCAACACCUCAAUGGCUACCAAUACCUAAUUCUCUAAUUCCCUUCGUCUGCGGUUCAUUCGCUGGUGUCACGUCUUGGGCCUUAAUCUAUCCACUUGACGUCGUAAAGACGAAAGUCCAGCAACGUGCGUUGGCCAAUACUCCUCCAAGAGGAGUAUGGGAAACUUUCCAUCGCCUCGUUCGAGGCCCGGAUCCUAAAGAUCCAAAGCCAGUGCUUGCUGGCAUAGCACGGAUUUACCGUGGUCUUGGUGUUAGCGCAGUGCGAAGUAUUACCACACACGGACUUCUGUGGACGUUCUUCGACUUCACAUCACAAUACAUCGAUGGUUUAUCUUGA
Molecule: messenger RNA, 3666 nt
Organism: Pisolithus orientalis
Lineage: Eukaryota; Fungi; Basidiomycota; Agaricomycetes; Boletales; Pisolithaceae
Exons: 20
Coding region: 1-3666 (1221 amino acids)
Biological process (GO): transport
Molecular function (GO): transmembrane transporter activity
Source: RefSeq, a predicted model, not a curated record